UUGAUAAUUCAGUCCUUGCCGUGUGAGUCUAGUGGUCGUGAGAAAGACCAUUCCCGGCUUGGCGAUGGCCUCGAUGGCGGUGGCGUCACUCCGAAGAUCCCUCCUCCUCCUGCGAGAAACCGCCGUGCUAAACACUACCCAGUCAUCUCAAUUGCUUUUCAGGACUCGUGUUGGAUCUAUUUUUCGAUUUUCCACGGAUAGCUCGCCCCUUGACGUCGACCUGGCCGAUAAAGAGAGCAAGCGCCGUCUUCAUAAUAGGUUGUUGUAUCGGAGCAGGCAAAGGGGUUUCCUUGAAUUGGAUUUGGUUGUGGGAUCGUGGGUAGAGGAACACAUUCGUGACAUGGAUGAUCUCCAUAUCAAGGCCCUAACUGAUGUACUUGAUCUGGAAAAUCCAGAUUUGUGGAAGUGGCUGACCGGCCAAGAGCAGCCACCAGAAUCAGUCGGCCGAAAUCCUGUUUUUAGUGCUAUGAAAUCCAAGGUGAUGGCAAAUCUCAACAGCCAUGCUUCUCCUGAGGCCCGAGCAAAUCCUGGUCAACCAUGGGUAAGGGGAUGGGAUGACAAAAAGGAAAUGCAGGGUGGUGGUCCAUUUGGCAACCAAUGAUAUGUCGAUGAAAAGAUCAUUUUCUACAAAUAAUUGCAACGCACCACGGCAGAGUUUGCAGAUUAAACACACUGUAUAAAACAUAAAUAGUUUCAGAAGGCUCCAAGCUAAACAAGUUGUUUAAGAUCUACUUGAUGUUGAGGCUCUGGACUCAAAGUUCAUACACUGAAUAAAGUUAUUGUUGUGGUUCUGAUUUAAA
Molecule: messenger RNA, 800 nt
Organism: Zingiber officinale
Lineage: Eukaryota; Viridiplantae; Streptophyta; Magnoliopsida; Zingiberales; Zingiberaceae
Product: succinate dehydrogenase assembly factor 2, mitochondrial-like
Exons: 5
Coding region: 65-601 (178 amino acids)
Biological process (GO): mitochondrial respiratory chain complex II assembly; tricarboxylic acid cycle; protein-FAD linkage
Cellular component (GO): mitochondrion
Source: RefSeq, a predicted model, not a curated record